AUGCCCCAGGCAGGUCUGGGGACUGUUCACUGUCUUCUUGCGGUCCUUAUUUUUCGCUUCUGGCAGGAGAUGGACGAUGACGGCUUCGCAGAGCUCGAGGAGGCGCUCACGCGCUACUCCCAGGAGAUGCACGAGUAUACUUUGCAGAUGUGGACAGACUCCCGGCGUGCGGCGGAGGAGAAAGGGGUUGCGACAACCGCAGGUAGAAAGAAGAAGGUUGUGAGGACACAGGAGGAAACGCAUAAGGGUAAACGAGAGGAGGACAAGCCGCUGCGGUUGAAGGCGUCAUUUUCGACGGAAAGCUCAGUUGGAAAAUCGUCGAGUUGA
Phanerochaete carnosa HHB-10118-sp is the source of this 327-nucleotide messenger RNA. RefSeq lists its product as uncharacterized. Bases 1 to 327 code for a protein of 108 amino acids. NCBI's taxonomy places the organism in Eukaryota, Fungi, Basidiomycota, Agaricomycetes, Polyporales, Phanerochaetaceae. The record is from RefSeq and is a predicted model, not a curated record. The transcript has a single exon.